Culicoides brevitarsis is the source of this 905-nucleotide messenger RNA. It is a transcript of the gene Lipt2, whose product is annotated as putative lipoyltransferase 2, mitochondrial. The transcript has a single exon. NCBI's taxonomy places the organism in Eukaryota, Metazoa, Arthropoda, Insecta, Diptera, Ceratopogonidae. Gene Ontology annotation, cellular component: mitochondrion. The record is from RefSeq and is a predicted model, not a curated record. Bases 131 to 817 code for a protein of 228 amino acids. Gene Ontology annotation, biological process: protein lipoylation. Gene Ontology annotation, molecular function: lipoyl(octanoyl) transferase activity.
CGAGCUGUUAGUCGAAUACGAAAGAAUCCAAAUGAUUCUCAACAAAAGUCCACCACCGACACCAUCGACGCAAGAAAAUCUGUAAUAAUCUCAAAAAAAUUACAAAAAAUCUAGAAAUUAAGAAAAAAAAAUGAAACGCUUAGUUCGAGUUUUACGAACAGGCCUCCUGCCUUACACGAAAUCUCUCGUUUUGCAAAAAACCUUGUCGCAACACGUUCUCAACGGGACUUUCAGCAACAUUCUCGUCAUCACGGAACAUCCUCCGGUUUACACGAUCGGCAUUCGGACCAAACAAUACACGAUUCAGGACGAAGAACGCCUAAAACGUCUCGGCGCCGAAUUUCACAAAACGAAUCGCGGCGGUCUCAUUACGUUCCAUGGGCCCGGUCAACUAGUCGCCUAUCCAAUUGUCAAUUUGAAGAAUUUCCAGCCGAGCAUGAAGUGGUUUGUGUGUCACGUGGAGAAAACUGUCAUCGAUUUGUGCAAAAAAUACGGCAUCGAAGCUCGAACCACCGCGGACACCGGCGUUUGGGUCGAAGACCGGAAAAUUUGUGCAAUUGGCGUUCAUGGAAGUCGUUACGUAACAACGCAUGGUCUCGCAUUAAAUUGCUGCACGGAUCUCAACUGGUUCGAACACAUUGUGCCGUGUGGCAUUCCGGGAAAAGGCGUGACUUCGUUGUCGGAAGAACUAAAAGAAAAAAUUACCAUCGACGCUGCCUUGCCAAAAUUUUUACAAAGUUUUUCGGACAUUUUUGGAGCUGAUAUUGACGAUUUUAACGCUGAAGAGACCAAAAAUUUAUUAAAUUCUAUCUCAUGACGAGGAUUUUUUUUUUAUUUAAAGACAAAUUCAAAGCUAAGCUUUAACCGUAGUAAUAAAAUUAUUUUUUUGUAGUAAAAAAAUUCAA